UGCAAAUCGGCGUAGUUGAUUAAUUAGUUGAGCAUUUAAAAUGAGCGGUAAGUUGGCUGAAAAAUUCAGUUUUAAACCCAACUUCUUAGCGAAAAGACCUCAAAGGAAAAACCUCUCUCUGAAGGAAAAUCCUUGCGGUGCUCUAAGAAAUUAAUUUUCUCGUGACUUGAUUUUUGCUGACUGCUCGCAAUCAUUCCUAAUCGUUGAUCUUUUUUUAUUAUAACAGUUGUGCUAUUUUAUAGUUCUUUUUUGUGAACUUUUUGACGAGUUUUCUUGGGAAGAUUUCCUUGUUAAUUUAGUGCAAAAAACGACAGACAUUAUGUUUGAGACGAAUAAUCUGAUUAUUGAGGAGGAGGAGUACCCCCAGCCACUCCAUCACAUUGAUACUCCAUUUGAGAGAGCAACCUUCGGCAUGGGCUGCUUUUGGGGCAUUGACAGCCUUUUUGGGGCCACACAGGGUGUCCUGCGUACUCGUGUUGGCUACACAGGUGGUACAACGAGCAAUCCCAUCUACAAAGAUCUAGGGGAUCACACGGAAGUCAUUGAGAUUCACUACGAUCCCAAGAGGAUUACGUACAAUCAAUUGUUGGAGUUGUUCUGGAAUAAUCACGAGUAUGGGUUGUGCACGAAAAUUAAGCGUCAGUACGCCAGUUUGAUUGUCUACCACACGGAUGAGCAGAAGAAGAUUGCCGAGGAGAGUUUGGCGUAUGAACGUGAGCAACGUGCUCCGGAGCAUAUUACAACAGAAAUCCUUCCCUGUGACAUCUUCUAUCCUGCUGAAGAUUAUCAUCAAAAAUAUCGCCUUCAGAGUCACAAAGAGCUGACACAAUCACUUGGGAUGGAUUCAAGACUCCUUCAGACAUCACAUGUGGCUGCCCGACUCAAUGGGUACCUUGUGGGUGUUGGUGGUGUGGCGCAAUACCUGAAAGAAGCUAAAAAUUUGGGUCUCACUCCGGAGCAGCAGGAGUACGCGAGGAAAUUUGUGGAGGAAAAUGAGGGUGGUGGUCUCUUCUGCUGAAAACACCCUAAAAAAAAUGACCGAUUUGGGGGAUCUUAGUUAUAUUAAGUUUAGAGUUUAAAAGCCUGAAUACAUGUAUUGUCCAUGAAUCAUUUUUUUAAUGUUAAAAUUGGAAUUAUUUUUAUUGAAAAUUUUUUAUGAAUUAGAACAGAUAAUAAUUUUCAUGAAAAUAAUACAAAAAAUAAGAAAGAAAAAUUGUAGAAUUUAAGUCAAAUUCCUUGUACACACAAAAAAAAUUAGGAAUACAAUUUAUACAAAGUAUUGUAAAGAAAUAAAUCAAUUUUUUAA
Molecule: messenger RNA, 1306 nt
Organism: Lutzomyia longipalpis
Lineage: Eukaryota; Metazoa; Arthropoda; Insecta; Diptera; Psychodidae
Gene: MsrA
Product: peptide methionine sulfoxide reductase
Exons: 4
Coding region: 320-1018 (232 amino acids)
Molecular function (GO): peptide-methionine (S)-S-oxide reductase activity
Source: RefSeq, a predicted model, not a curated record